GGAGAUGUCAGAGGAACAAUUCAGCUCUUACUGGAGCCUCCAUCUUCACCAAGGCUGCAAAGGAGCUCAAGCCCUGAGGGUGACAUAAAGGGUGACAUUAAGAUGUCAAUUAAGUCACUACAUGAGACACAGGAGCAAACCCAGGCAGAGAAAGAAGAAGUGAUAAAGGGUGAUGUUAAAGGCACAAUCAAAUCUCUGAUGGAAACAGCAAAGCGUGAAACUCCCAAAGUCAGGGUUGGAGCAUACAGAAGAGUUAGAAUCAGGCAGAGCCCUCCAGCUAAAAACUUUAAUACUGAUGCACAGAGGAACAUCCAAAAGAUAAAAACAGCUAAUUUAGUUCAAUCAUCAAAAGAAAACCACUCAGUCUCCAACAAAACUGAAACUGUUAGAACAAAGGCACAUACUGUGGAGCUAUCUGCUCAGCGAUCAACAGUGCUGGCAGAGCAUAAAACUAUUACCCAAAACCACGGCAUCAGAACACUGAAGACAGAGUUUCGUAAUCUAAAGUCUAACACAAAGGGAAUGAUAAAACUAGAUAAAACCAAAGUGAAAACUGAUGUUUAUAUCUUAAAACCAGGAGCACCGGAACCUAAUCUGCAUCUCUCACCUCCUCCACCAGUGCUAGAAGCUGACCUUCCUCCUCCUCCUCCCACUCCUCCUCCUCCCUCUGUUGAUUCUGACAUUGAUCACCUUCCUCCUCCACCACCACCACUCUCAAGUGAGCAGGACUUCCUUCCACCUCCACCAUCUCAACAAGAACUGGAGGGCAUGCCAGCCCAGGCAAUUCAUUCUUCACCAGCAAAAGCAAAAAAGAUGACAGUCAAAAAAGUGAAAGCUCUGACUUUGCACCCAGUCCCGAAGCUGGAGCUUAAAGUGGACUUAAGUGAACCACAGCAGGUGAAGGCUACGUCAGAGAAAGUGAUAGAAAUGAGCCAAAACCAAUCAAAAACUGUACACGUAAAACCUGUUUCAGGUGAAAUCCCUUUGAUGCCUGAGUCACCACGUCCAUUGAAGAAAGUUUAUAUCUCUCCUGUGAGAUUCACCCCUCCACCCUCUCCUCCUCCCUUCAUGAGAGGGAAAAUGAGUAAAUUUAACACUCCACUGAUAAAAGCAGAAGAAAAGUACCGGAAGAUGAAGGAGGAAAACACCCCCGUGACCACUCCACCUCCCAGUGACAUACAUGACUCAGUUACUGCUGCUCUUGAAAUGCUUUCCACUAAAGACGUAGAGCAGUCAAGCAACAAUGCAUCAGCAAUCACACAGCACAGAGCUGAAAACACAAUUAUGAACUCAGAGUUUCUGCCACGUGAUUUAUCCAAGCAUGCUGUCAUUUCAGAUGCCACCCAAAGUAAUGUUUGCACCAGCCAUGAAAAAAUUCUCACAGAUUCUCUGGUGACAUCAAGUGCUAAACAGCAGACUGCCUCUAAUGAGACUUCUAAGGUUGUCUCCGUUCAGAAGACUUCAUCUGUCUCAGCUGUUAGACAACAGAUGAAUACAACAACACAAAAAACAGUUUCAGUUUCUUCCAAACAGUCUGCUCAAACUGGCAUGACUCACAAAGUCCAGACCUCAAUCACAGGUGUCGCAAAAACUGAGAACAUGACUGCUGAGAAAAAGAAAAACUUUCAAAAUCAAAAACCAAAGGGCUCGAACAAAUCUGAACAUAAAAGGGAAGCCAAAAUGUUUCCUGAUAAAAUCCCUGUUCAAACAGUAAAACCUGAAAUUGCUGUCACUACUGAGAAAGAUAUAAAAUCAAGCAAGUCACAUUUUGAGAACGAGACAAAAGAUAAUACUGCAACAGAAUUACCUGAUAAUCUCUUCAAUCAGUCCUCCAAAGAACAAAAUGUCACCUCAGACAAAGAUGUAAAGGAGUCUAAAUCACUACAGCCUGAUAACAAAAACAACACUGAUCGUUCUCCCACCAAGAACCAAGAAGAAGCUUCUGAUCAGCCAGUUCUAACAGAAAAGGCAGCUGCCCAUACAAAUGGAAAAACAGGAGAGCAAAACAAAAAGGUGAAAAAGAACAAUAAACAAGAAGAGCAAGCAGGGAUAAAAAUGUCCAAUGAGAGUUUUGAACAGAGUGUUCCACAAGAUUUGAAGGUGGAAGUGAACCUAAUCAGUGAACCUAAAGAAGUAAAGACAGAGUUAAAGCAGACUAUUAAGAAAGUUUCUCCCCCUGUUGCUGCUGCUCCAACACCUGCUGCUACUGUGAGCGUAACUGGCAGCCAACCAGAAGCUCUAACUUUUGCAAAGAAGAAAAAGAAGUCCAAGAAGUCUAAAGGGGUUGCGCUGCCAGGUCAAGGUAAAGAAACUUCUAUCGAAUCAAAGACAGAAGCUAUAGAAACCACGACAAGCACAUCUGAAAAAUCCCACCAAACUCAGGAAACAAUUGCGGCUGCUCCAAUUCAGAAAAGUGUCAAAGAAGAGCACAUUCAAGUUAAUAAAGAAGUCGUUCCUACAGAAAACACGGAUGAUCAGACUAGCCAGCAACAAAAAACAGUUCAACAGCAUGUUAAGGCAUCUCAAAAGAAGAAGGGAGUGACAGUGUUUCAGCUGAGUGCAGAGAAAGCACCAGAACAAAGUAGGGUUGUACCAAUUACAGCGACAGGUGAGUCAGAACAGAGUGAGCUGGUCAAGUCCACAACCGAAAUAGUAAAGGAAUCUCAGAUGCGAGAGGCCCAAGUGUUAAUCCCUCACAUCACAGAGAUACAAGGAAUCUCAGAAAAGACUGAUUCUAAAUCAGUGAAGACUCUGCUCAGAACAGUCCCAGACUGGCUCAUGGGUCAAGAGAGAAAAUGUGAACUGGAGGGAUCUGCAGUGAAAAGUGAUGCAUGUAAAAAUAAAGAAAUGUUCUCACAUAUGAGAAAACUAGCAGAGGAUAAACUAAUGCAUUUAGAGACUACUGAGACAAUGGAGAAGCAUGAAUGUGAGCCAGUAUCUGAGAAAGGCAUUUCUGGCCGGGCAUCACCAAGAAUAUCCAAGAUCAGUAUUGGUUCUGCCAAAAUUGAGAACCAAAGACAGAAAAGCACCCCUCAAGUAAGAAAGAAGGAAGAAAUGAGUCAGUGCACGUCUGUCGACCUUCGGGCUCCCUCGCCAUCACUGAGGACGCGUUCUCCCUCGCCGACGUUUAUCACCAUCCAAUCCACACGAAAAACUGACUCACCCCAAAGAGUAACUCCAUCACCUACCCUGCUGCACAGGCCACCCACACCUCCCACACCGCCACCUCGCAGGUGUGACACCCCAAUACCACUUCUCACUAGAAUCACACCCUCUCCAACUUUUGACAAAGCAGAAAAUUUGGCUCGACUCAAAGACACAACAGCCAAGCUCUCACGUAGCGUCACCCCACCUCCACUUCUUUCUCUCCAACAGAUCUCAGAGAUAAAAUCAGAGAUCGUAGAAUUCCCUGCAUCAUUCCAUCGGCAAAUCAAAACCGAGUCACAAGUUAUGGAGGGUUCAGGAAUGUUGCUUGUGACAGAAAAGAUUUUAUCUGAGGAAGCUCAGCAGAUUGAUUUUAAAUCUGAACAUGUAGGCGAAGAUCUAGCUAACAUUUCAGAGGGGUCAAAUGCAAAUAAAAUACAAAGUAAGUGCAAGACCCACCCACCAUUGUGUGAAAAUGAUCCAGAGCUUGUUGAAGCUUCAGAUAUUUCAGAGCCAUCAUCUGGAUCUGUCAAAGAAAAGAGAGAGUUUUUUGAAGAGGCUCAAAAGGCCGAAAUUAAUAAGACCUAUGUGCGAAAGGCGCCCAUUGUUAUACCCGAACGACUGGGCCCAGACUUGGAGGAGUGUGAGGAAGAAAAGAAGAAAAAAGCACUGGAUGAGUUUCCUAGGGCAGAUAUGUCUAGUCUUGUAAACAAAUUUGAAUCAGCAGAAGAAAAAAUAUUUAUCAGAAAAGAGCUUAUCCCAGUCAAAGAGCAGCUUCACAAAGAUACUGAAAGCACAGAGUACGACACCCUGGAAGAGGAAAUGCCAACUUUUGACAUCCAGGCUAUUAGAAAUGUUUUUGAACUAGGUGAGCAAAGUUCCUCAUUCAGAGAUGAGAAACGGGAUCAGAAGCAGACUGUGCCAAGCCUGAGUGAAACAACAGCAGACACUUCAAAGUGGGAAAGUCCUCAUGAGACAAAGGAAAGCUCAUGGCAGAGCACCCCCCUCCCUCGACAGAAACAGGAGGUCACCGGAACAAGGACAGCUGUCACUGAAUGCUCUGAGAGUGUGUCUACCCAACAGCCCCGUCUCUCCUAUGCUGACGCAUUGAAAAGAAAACCUGCAGUAGUGCGGCGAACAGAAACCUACGAUGAAGAUGCUACUGAGAAGCUGCUGAGGAACUUCCACACAACGUGGACAGAAAGUGAGAGAGUUUUCAAAAGUCUUGGCUACACUGUUUCUGAAGAAACCACAUCACAAGUUUUGUCACAUCAAAUGAAGACUGUCUCAUCUGGUUCGAGUUCCGAAGUCGGAGCUAUGCACAGUAUGUCGGAGGAGAGCUUAUCCAAUGGAUGCUCUCACGGUGGACAAAAAAAAGUACCAUAAAUCCUGUUUCUGCUGUGAGCACUGCGGAAAUAAAUUAAGCCUAGGAAAUUAUGUUUCUCUCCAUGGACACUUCUACUGUUUACACCAUUACAAACAACUCCUCAAGUCCAAAGGGAACUAUGAUAACGGACUUGGGCAGAAACCUCCCACAGGAAGUGACGUGUCUUCCCCCUCAAAUGAGAAACUUGAAAGGAGUUACUCCGCGAACAGCAUCGGUUCAGAGGACAAAACACACAGUGGGCAAAACAAAAGGACAAAAGCACAUUGCAACAAAAUAUCUGUAGUUUGGCCUCCACAGGCCGAUCCCCCGAAGAAGACAUUUAGAAUAGAGGAAGACAUCCAGCUAACUAAACCACAGUGGCCCCCUCCAGACAACUCCCAAGUCUCCAAUAACCAACCCCCAACCCCCAAGUCUCCCAAACACCACCACCAAAAGGCUCCUCCCAGAAGUGUUCUUUGAAAUAAAGUCACAGUCACAGUUUAGUCAAAUAAAUCCAAAGGAUUAUUCAUUCAUCUUCUAUACUGCUCAGUCCCAAACAGGGUCGCGGGUCCAAAAGUUUAAUGGUAAAAUAAAAAUACCAGCAAUAAAGGAAGUGUUUGGUUGAACGUCAUACAGAUAAGUGAUUUAAAGAGAACAUGACAUGUAGGGAUAUAGAAGGAAACUAUGUUCUUGUAAAUGAUGUGGAAAAGCGGGUUGUAAUGGUAAGUAUUAGAGCGAUAAAUGUGGAUGAAGUGUGGCGUAUGGUCACAGAUAUGAAGGAGUGUGCCUUUAACUAACAGGUUUACCCCAUGUGUACAUUUUCACUCACUGUAUCUUAUUUAUUCAUAUAUUACCAUUUAGUAUUUGACACAGUUUGACAGAAAAUGAUUAGUUUUAGCUGCUAGAACAAGUGCCAGUUGCCUUGUAAAACAAAAUUUAGCAGAUUAAAUGGACGUGUCAUGUCAAAUUCAAGGUGGGGGGCCAUGCUGGAGCCUAUCCUAGCUGACAAUGGGCAAGAGGCAGGGUACAUCCCAGAUGGAUCGCUAGUGUAUCACAGGGCUUCAUGUUCAACUGAAAUAAAAAAUAGUCACUACAAAUACAUUUUAAUGAUGACUUUAAUCUACAGUUCUGGGUGGAAUAAAGUGACAGGUAUAACCACUACAUGUCUAAAUCUUACAGUCCCACUCUUGAAAUAAUUCAUGAAUGUGUUUUUAGAUACGUUUUGACUCACUUUCCCAUCCACACCUUCUGUUUUAUUCUAGCAUUAAAUGGUUAUUGUACAAUUCGGUCUUUUUUUUUUUUCGCUGCUGCAUGCUGGUUCAUGGAAAUAGUUUCAAUUUGUGGACUCUGCUGUUGUAUCAUUUUGUCUGGGCUUUUAUUCUUCAACACGACAUUUUUGCAUUUGCCUUUUUUAGCACCUGGUGUGCAGAAUACUAAAAGCAUUUUGGAAUUAUUUUAUUUAUAAUAUUGAAAGUAUAUAAUAUAAACAAGGGGAUAGGUGACCAUCAUGUUUGUUUUGGACAUUUGUAUCCUAUUUUGAACAAAGAUUUUGCAAUGAAGAAUUUUAUUUUUUAGGUUAGACAGUUAUACCUUGCUUUGUACAAGAAAAUUCCUGAUUCAUGCUGUCAGGCUGGUUCACUUUAUUGCUGAUCUAAAAGCAAUAAAAGUUGAAAUUCAUUGU
Monopterus albus (swamp eel) is the source of this 6191-nucleotide messenger RNA. Its product is annotated as xin actin-binding repeat-containing protein 2-like. The transcript has 4 exons. NCBI's taxonomy places the organism in Eukaryota, Metazoa, Chordata, Actinopteri, Synbranchiformes, Synbranchidae. Bases 103 to 4530 code for a protein of 1475 amino acids. Gene Ontology annotation, molecular function: actin filament binding. Gene Ontology annotation, cellular component: stress fiber; focal adhesion. Gene Ontology annotation, biological process: actin filament organization; actin cytoskeleton organization. The record is from RefSeq and is a predicted model, not a curated record.